Molecule: messenger RNA, 7000 nt
Organism: Tachysurus vachellii
Lineage: Eukaryota; Metazoa; Chordata; Actinopteri; Siluriformes; Bagridae
Gene: pcm1
Product: pericentriolar material 1
Biological process (GO): microtubule anchoring at centrosome; protein localization to centrosome; intraciliary transport involved in cilium assembly
Cellular component (GO): centriole; ciliary basal body; centrosome
Source: RefSeq, a predicted model, not a curated record
AUGUCAUAGUGCUAAAUUAACACAUCACGGUUUAUACGAAUGCGUUUUAAUUUGGGAAGCAUUGAUCAUCCUGUAUCACUCCGCGGGUUCGUGUGGAGAAAGAAAGAUGGCGGCGCAUUGAGUCCGUCAGUGAACGGAGCUCCUUCUUCACGCACUUUCUGCAACACUAUUCGUCGCUGUGAACUUGUGUGAGUCUUGUUCGGUAACGGAUGCACUACGCUACACACGGAACACACACGGAAACUCGAAGCUUUUGCUGAGGGGAUAAAAUGGCGACAGGUGGAGUCCCAUUUGAUGACGAACAGGAGCUGCACAAUUGGACUGUUAGCAACGGCAGCCUGGAUGACCGGCUCAAUAACAUGGACUGGGGUGUUCAGCAGAAAAAGGCGAACCGGUCAUCAGAGAAGAACAGGAAGAAGCUCUCUGCCGUGUCUGAGAGCCGCCUAACCAAUGACAUCUCUCCGGAGUCGACACCAGGGGCAGGGCGUAGGCGAGCAAGAACGCCACACUCCUUUCCUCACAUCAAAUACACUACACAGAUGUCUGUCCCUGAUCAGGCCGAGCUCGACCGCCUGCGGCAGCGCAUUAACUUCACAGACCUAGACGAGAGGAGCAUCGGUAGUGACUCCCAGGGACGCGUCACUGCAGCCAACAACCAGCGUCAGCUUUCCUCUGAGCCCAAGAAACCCUUCAACUUUCUCCCGCUUCACGUCAACACUAACAAGAGCGGAGAUUCUUCUGCUUCUGCCCCACCUGCUACGACUGCGGGGGGUAAAGAAGCUAAGAAACAGAGCCUGGGGAAGGAGCUGUUUGCUCCAGUGCCUGUGGUACCCGUCCUACCUGUAAAUGAGCCACAUGGAGCUGCGAAAGCCUCAGGAGGCCCCCUGGUGGACAGGAGAGAAGAAUCGGCAAUCGACAGCAGCCAGGUGGUCAGUAAGCUGGUGCAGAUCCGUGAGUACAUUAGCAGAGCCAGCUCUAUGAGGGACGACCUGCUGGAGAAGAACGACGUUCCGGCUAAUGUCGAGCGCCUCUCUCACCUCAUCACACACCUGAAGGAACAGGAGAAAUCUUAUUUGCGCUUUUUGCAGAAGAUGCUGGCGAGAGAGAAUGAGGAGGAAGAGGAGGAGGAUGAAGGUGCCACGGUGGACUCGGCGGUGUGUUCGGGCUCGAUGGCCGAGAGCACGUCUCUGAACUUAGAGCCUCGGUCAGAAGCCGCUGAUCCCACCUGUUACCGGGUUGAGGGUCAGCAGAAGGAGGAGUUGGAAAACCUGCGCAAGCAGCAUGACCUUCUGCAAAAGAUGCUGCAGCAGCAGGAGGAGCUGCGAGAGCUGCAGAACCGACAGGCCGCCCUGCUCACCAUGCAGAACCGAGUCGAACACACGAUGGACGACACCGUUGUAACAGAGACUACAGGAAGUGUCUCAGGUGUCAGCAUCACUUCAGAACUCAACGAUGAACUCAAUGACCUCAUACGACGCUUCCACAACCAACUGCAUGACUCUCAGUCUCAGGUGGUGCCUGAUAACCGGCGUCAGGCUGAGAGUCUGUCUCUCUCUAGAGAAGUGUCCCGUUCUCGUUCUACUCACAGUCCUCGGGUGCAGCAAACCCUUGGCGCUGCUGCUGCUGCUGCCGCUGCUGUUUCUGCCUCCCCUGCUAGUGCCAAACUCACAAAACUACAGGAGCUCCAGGACAAGAAGCAGACGAUGGACAAAAUCCUGCAGGAGCUUCAUUCACUCCGAGACCAGACGUUAAACAACAGCUCAUGCCAUGGUGCAUCUCAGCGUGUUUCUGAGCGUCCCUCUGUGUCGGGACGUGACGGGAAUGGUGCGUCUGUAGCAAGACAAGAUUCUUCAUCUUAUGACGAAGGAGGAAAUCCAGCUGAAAAACUGAGGAAGCUGAAGGAGGUGCACAAGCGUCUGAACGAGCUCAGAGAACUGGUGCAAUACUACGAGCAGACGUCUGACAUGAUGGUGGAUGCGGUGAAUGAGAAUGUGAACGAAGAUGAGGAGGAUGAGACUGAAGACGGGUCACUGUUUGAAGUCAUGUUCGAUUCGGAACAGGAGAACCGAGAACCCAUCACUAACAUCAGAAACCCUGCUCCGCCUCAGUCCACAUCUAACUGGAUGGACAUGAACACACUGACGAACGCUUGCAGCAGCUCCAACAACAGAGUCAGUCGUCUAAACUCUCAGUGUGAGGUCAACAACCGCUCAGCUGCUAACCUGCGUAGCCUCAACGUGCCCUCUGUUAUAGAGUGCCAGUAUAACCGAGAUGGCUCCUACAACGGUACUAAGCACGGGAACGGACAGGAAGAUGACGAGGACAAUGAUGAUGGAGCCGAGGAGGAAGAUGGAGGGAGGAGAGGAAGAAGAGAGAGCUCUGGUUCAGGGUCCAGUCGCCGAAGCAGCAUCGCAGAUGACGCAGAGUUUGCUCAGAAAGUUCAUCGUCUCCAAACAGCCAAGCAGAAACUGCAGCAGCUCCGUGAGCUUGUCGCCAUGGUGCAGAGUGAUGACACAGACACCACAGCAGCCAAUGAGGAAGAAGGAUUGCAGCAGCAACCCAACAACAUCCGAACAACUGCACCACGGGCCAAGAGAGAACUUGCGCUGUCUGACUCAGCCAGAGAGAAGCUGUACGAGGAGAAGCUGAGACAGCAGCAGCAGGAGCUAAAGCAGCUUCAUGAGGAGAGACAGAGGCUGGUGGAAAUCCAGGGCAAAAUCCAGGACCUGCAGUGGGCUUGUCCUGAUCUACAGUCAUCUACGUCGAGUGCGGCGAGCGGUGUGAUGAUGAUGAAGAAGAUCCCAGCUGCAGCUUCCACUCCUGCUGUUGCCCCUUCCACAUCAACCAAGAGUAACACCGCCGUGCUCAAACACACCACCGAGCCUGCGCCUGUUACCAUUACAGACAACGAGUUGUGGUCAGAGAUGCGCAGACACCAGGUCCUGCGUGAGGAACUGAGGCAACGACGGAAACAUCUGGAAAGUCUGAUGGCCGAGCAGCAGAGGAGGAGUGAUGUGCUCCCUACACACAGCUUUACCCCAGAUGACAGAACCAUGGCAACGUGGGGCGGCUCUACGCAGUGUCCACUGGGUGAGGAGGAUGAUGAUGAUGAUGAAGAUGAUUACCAAUCUGAGAUUGGUGCACAAGAUGAUGAAGAUGAGGAUGAAGACGAGGGAGCAGAGUCAAGCUCCUCUGAUGAACCACACUCGUACUCUAACAGGAAGCCCAGCAGCAGUGGCAAGAACAGGGACAGUGUAAAGGCUUCAUCUCCAAGUUGCACCAGAGCUCAGCCUUGCCCCAAUCCCAGAGGGGCAAAGAGGCAGGAAAACCUGCGCUGGGCUGCUGACCUGUCAGUCACAGAGAACGCUACACACACUCAGACACACUGGCAGGAGCAAACCACACAACUGCAGAGACAGCUGGACUUCAGCACAGCCAUGUGUCAGAUGCUGCUGCAGGACCAGCAGACUCUGUCGUGCAUGUUGCAGUCCAUGCUGACGACACCGUAUAACAUGUUGCCAAAUAACCUGGGUGCACCGCAGGUUCCCAUCAUCAUGCACCAGCUCAACCACUGUUACACACAACUCGCCUGGCAACAGAACAACAUCAAUAGGUUGAAGCAAACUCUCAAUGACCUCCUUCGACAGCAAGAGCAGCCAUCCUCGGGGCAACAGCAGCAUCAGAACACUGGGCAGGAUUCCGUCUCUCCCUCACCAUUCCUACCCUUCCCUUCUAUCAACACGCUUAACAUGAACAACUUUUCCCCUCUCAUCACCGGCUUUAAUCUCUCUCCCAUGUUCCCACCUGUGGGUUCAGAGAUGCAGCAGGCAUCAGGAGCUCAGGCCAGCCCAGAUCAGCAGCCUGACCCCAACAUGUCCCUAAAAACAGAGUACAUGAGCUUCCCACCUCCGCUACAGAGGACCCCCCUUAACAACGCACACACACGCUCACAAGAUGACUCUAAAAACUCCAGCUGGCUGAACUCCUCCCUGAACAGGUCAUGUGACAAACGAGGCAGUGACCGAGGGCGGCCGGACUCCCAUGAUUCCUUGAGCAGUGUGCACGACCGUAUCGACCCCUCCACCAUCACAAAGAGCUUCAGACCUGGACGCAAAGCCUCUGCUCAGGCCAGCCUCGCAUCCAGAGACAAAACACCAAAGAACCGACGCUGGAGGUCCAAGAACCACAACAACGCUGGUUUGGACAGUGACAGUGUUUCGAGUGCCUCAGAGCUUAAUCAUGAGCAGGAAAAGGGGAGGGAGAGAGGACGAGAGCGCUCGGCUCAGCCAAGACCCCGAGAUUCAAACCAGAGCCUCCUGGACAAGCUUACCCAGGAGAAACUGGACAGCAAGACCAAGAAGCACAAUGACCUCUCCUCAGCAGCGUAUGCAUGGAGAACCCCAUUUCUCUCUAACCAAAUUGCAUGCACCGAAGCUCCAGAUGGCAGCAGUGACUUCUCCCUGUUUGAGGCUCUGAGGGAGACGAUCUACUCAGAAGUGGCCACUCUGAUCUCGCAGAACGAGUCUCGUCCACACUUCCUCAUUGAGCUCUUCCAUGAGCUGCAGCUUCUCAACACAGACUACCUUCGCCAGAGGGCGCUGUUCUCACUUCAGGAUAUUGUAACCAGGCACCUGACUGAGAAGAGUGUCGCAGAGGAGCCGGGGUCACAGUCUGAGCUCACUCCUAGUGAGAGUCUUGUCACUACAGACAAUGACGUAUCUGAGAAAGACGUGAGGGUGAAAAUACGCUCUCGAAGGAAGAGGGCUGUGGAGGGCGAUUCUGUGGACAGCGAGAGCUUGUUGUCCACGUCCUCGAACCUGGAGCCGUUUGCCAGUGAUGACCUGGGUAACACAGUGAUUCAUUUAGAUAAAGCACUGGUGAGAAUGAGGGAGUUUGAGCGUAUGAAACUAAAGGCUGGGUUUCUUCCUCCUCCUCCACUUCCUCCUCCUCCUCCUGCUCCUGCUUCUGCUGCUGCUGCCACUGCUUCUGUGUCUGCAGCACCCCCUGUCUCUAAUUCUGAGCUCUCAGCUGUUACCGCUGCUGCUGGUGCUGGUGGUCAUCCAUCUGCUAACCAAGGUCAGGACAUGCGCUGCCCUCAGAUUGACACACAGCAGUUGGAUAGACAGAUCAAAGCCAUCAUGACAGAAGUCAUCCCCUUCCUGAAGGAGCACAUGGGCGAGGUUUGUUCUCUGCGUCUCCUGACGUCAGUUAGACGCAUGGUCCUGACACUGAUUCAGCAAAACGAUGACAGCCGAGAGUUCAUGCGAUUCUUUCACAAACAACUGGGAGGAAUUCUACAGGAUUCCCUGAGUAAGUUUGUCGGCCGAACGCUGCAGGACUGCGGUGAGGAUCUGCUGGUGGACGUCUCUGAGAUCCUCUUUAAUGAACUUGCCUUCUUCAGGCUCAUGCAAGACCUCGACCAGAACACACACCGCCCUAAAAGACACACACAGACCACGCCCACUAAGCACACCCCCCCCAAUGAGGGGAAGAAGUGUGAAGGAGAAAAGACCUUCUCACCUUCUUAUUUUGAUGAGGACAAAGACAGAGACGAGACGGAGCAGGGAAGGACAAGUCUCUGUCUCAACGGAGAGAGAGAACAAACAGAUGAAAAACCGAGCAGGGACGUCUCUGAGGAGGAAGACGAAGAGGAAGGAGACGGACUGCCGCUGUCUAUAAGCUUGUCCAAAGCAGAGACACAGGCGCUGAAUAACUACGGCAGCGGUGAGGACGAGAACGAGGUCGAGGAGGUUGAGGAGUUUGAGGCUGGAUCUGUAGAAGUUCAGACAUCCCUGCAGGACUCGGACAACACCGCAGAACCCUCGCAGUGUAACAGAGUUUUACUAAAUGUAGCUGCGCAGGAGACCAAGUCAGACCACGAGAGCACUGAAAGUACUGAAGUGAAGAGCUCUAAUUCAGAGUCUAUAGAGGUGAUGGAGGACGAGCGAGAUGCUGGGGCUGAGCGCGCACACACACACAGCAAGGACAAUUCUGCUGUCUCCAUCACCCUCCCUUCAGAGAGUCCUCAUGACUCCACCACAGCAAGCCCUCAGACUGACUCGCCUGUUCUAGUUAACGCAGAUGAGGUUGGGUCUGGAAACACUAGUCAGAAAUCUGAUGAGGAGGAUUUCGUCAAGGUUGAAGACGUCCCGAUGCAGCUGGCGGUGAUGUGUGAGGAGGAGCUGUGUAAGCAGAUCUUAGAGGAACAGAGGAACAAUAAUCUGACCAGUGAGAUCCUGAACGGAAACACAGAGGAGCAGAAUGGACUUGUAGGCAAUGCAGAAGCACUCAAAGAGCCUGAAACCGUUGGAGCCCAGAGCGCAUGAAGAUUUAAUCACCACAUCCUGACACUACAGCAUCCUGUUUAUCUUACUGUACAUUUAUUUUAUAUCGAGGUGAUUUUAAAUCGCAACCAAUAAGUAAUUACAUCACUCACGUGUGCAACUCACGUGUUUUCACGUCCAGCCUGAGCCUCACUGACGUUUCAGUGCUGUUUAUUUAUCUGCAGUUAACCUGAAGGUUGGUUUGAGAUGAAACUGUAAAUCGACUGCUUCUUAAAGCUGAGCCUCACACUGGAACCUUUCAGCGACGUAUUCGGUGUUUUUCAAUUCGUUCGUUGUUUCUUUCUCUCUCUCGGCUUCUGAAAGGUCUCUGAAUCUCCUCCUCUUCCUCCUUUAUGCACUUUGUGGCCCAGAAACAGAUUAGAUGUUAAAGUAUCUCAGAAAUGAGCUAUCUGACAUCAUCGGCUAAUUUAAGACGCUUCGUUAGGAGAGGAAUCGUCAGUGCUGUUUUCCUCCUUUCUGUCCUCCCUCCACCAGGGUGUCUUUCUGCCUUAAUGUCUUCUUUUAAUGCUUUUUCCCAGUUUUUCCUCAUUUUAGCUUUUAAUUUUCUCUCGGUUUAAAUGCUCGGUACUCGGAGUCUGUUUUCAUCUGGUUUAAAAUGUUAGUGUUGGUUUUAAGAUGUUAACAAAUAAAUCAAAUUUUUACUUUGUCCCUUAAAA